Messenger RNA from Notolabrus celidotus (New Zealand spotty), 590 nucleotides. RefSeq names its product ribosomal protein L22-like 1 (gene rpl22l1). Lineage: Eukaryota; Metazoa; Chordata; Actinopteri; Labriformes; Labridae. The coding region runs from base 123 to 527 and encodes 134 amino acids. Gene Ontology annotation, biological process: cytoplasmic translation. The transcript has 4 exons. Gene Ontology annotation, molecular function: structural constituent of ribosome; RNA binding. Gene Ontology annotation, cellular component: ribosome. The record is from RefSeq and is a predicted model, not a curated record.
UGGGAAUCCUUAUUUAAGCCAUGAGAAGCAGCUGACCAUAUUUGGUAAGGGCGUUCCUCGCAGCACUGCUACGUCACUGCUGCGUCACGUCCGGUCUUCCCUUUUACUUCCGCUCUCUCGACAUGGCGCCGCUGAAACAGAAGAGGUCCGCUGUGAGGCCAGCUUCAGGCAAGAAGUCCAGAAAAGGAGCUUCGUGGAAGUUCACUCUGGACCUGACCCACCCUGUGGAGGACGGGAUCCUGGACUCUGCAAGCUUUGAAACCUUCCUCAAAGAGAGGAUUAAGGUCAACGGUAAGACGGGGAACCUCGGGAACACCGUGCAGGUAGGCCGCAUGAAGAACAAGAUCAACGUGUCGUCAGAGAAGCAGUUCUCCAAGAGGUAUCUGAAGUACUUGACGAAGAAGUACCUGAAGAAGAACAACCUCCGUGAUUGGCUCAGAGUUGUGGCGUCUGACAAGGAGACGUACGAGCUGCGUUACUUCCAGAUCAGUCAGGACGACGAGGAGGAGUCUGAGGCAGACGAGUGAAGAGUCGAGGCACAGCUGUGUGUGUGUGUGUUUCUGUCCGGAGAAUAAAAACAGAGAAAGAAC